Messenger RNA from Brienomyrus brachyistius, 5754 nucleotides. RefSeq names its product zinc finger BED domain-containing protein 5. Gene Ontology annotation, molecular function: phosphoric diester hydrolase activity; double-stranded DNA 3'-5' DNA exonuclease activity; DNA-(apurinic or apyrimidinic site) endonuclease activity. Gene Ontology annotation, cellular component: nucleus. Gene Ontology annotation, biological process: base-excision repair. Bases 265 to 1356 code for a protein of 363 amino acids. Lineage: Eukaryota; Metazoa; Chordata; Actinopteri; Osteoglossiformes; Mormyridae. The transcript has 2 exons. The record is from RefSeq and is a predicted model, not a curated record.
UUGACCCCAGUCGAGAGAAGAAUCAAUGAAAUGGCAGAUGAUAUAACUCAGAAGUUGGUCAAAAACAUUUGAGAGAGUCCCUUUUAUGCCCUACAGUUGGAUGAAUCGACCGAUAUAGCAAACCUUUCCAACCUCCUUGCCUUUGUACGGUAUGUACAUAAUGGAGAAUUACAAGAAGAUUUCCUUUUCUGUAAGCCGCUGCCGGCACAAUCAACUGCCCAAGCCAUAUUUGAUAUUUUGAAUGCGUUCAUUGUUUCAAAUGGAAUGGACUGGUCUAAAUGCGUGGGUCUGAGCACAGAUGGAGCAAGAGCCAUGGUGGGACAUCGCAACGGAGUUGUUGCGCGCGUAAAAACAGCUGCGCCGCUCAUGAGCUCUGUCCACUGCAGUUUACAUCGGGAGGCGCUAGCUACCAAAAAGAUGCCCACAGAUCUCAGAUGCAUCUUGGAUGAGGCUGUUAAAAUCGUCAAUUUCAUAAAGACUAGGCCCCUUCAGUCACGUCUGUUUCGACUACUCUGUGAAGAAAUGGGAAGUGACCAUGUUCAGCUUCUGUUACACACUGAGGUACGAUGGCUUUCACGAGGCAGGGUGCUUACUCGUCUAUUUGAAUUACGCAACGAAGCACAGAUUUUUUUAUCUGACUCAAAUUUUCCCCUUUCACACCGCCUCAGUGAUUUCGAGUGGCUUGCAAAAUUGUCCUACCUUUCUGAUAUUUUCAAUCACCUAAAUGGUGUGAACUUGAGUCUUCAGGGCAAAUCAGUGACAGCGUUUCAAGUCCAAAAUAAAAUCGAAGCCACAAUAAAGAAACUGGACAUUUGGGCCGGACGAAUUCGCAAAUCAAACUCUGAAUCGUUUGAAAAUUUGUCACAUCUUUUGACAGAAGAAGCCAUGAGCCUACCCACCUUGGUUAAAAAGCUGAUUGAGGAGCAUCUCCAAGGACUGAAGAGCCAGUUGUGUGACUACUUUCCAUCUCCAGAUGCUCAGGUUGCCUGGAUGGAAAAUCCUUUUGCAAACUUGUGUGAGGGAGCCGUCACAAGUUUAAGUGCAAAAGAGCACGACAGCCUCAUUGACAUGUCUUGUGACAGUGCUUUAAAAUUGACGUUUUCUCAAAAAACAUUGACGGAUUUCUGGAUUCAUACAUUCUCCGAGUAUCCUGAUCUUUCUGACAAAGCUCUUAAGUUUUUGAUGCCAUUUCCGACAACAUACUUAUGUGAAGCAGGAUUUUCUGCAUUGGUGGCACUCAAGACAAAAUACCGGAAUAAGCUUAACGUCGAGCCUGAUCUCCGCUUGCAACGUUCUUCCCUUCAACCCGACAUACAGCGCUUAGUAAAUGCUAAACAACACCAACCUUCGCAUUAGAUCUGAUAUUAGUGGAACUGAAGACUGUAUUCACACUAAGUGCCAAUGGCAGCAGCAUCGACAGGAGAAGUGGGUGGCAGAACUGCAGAGCGAGAGGGACCUCUUCACAUUCUCACUGUCAACGUUAAUGGACUGAAAGAAAAGAACGGGAAACCAAGAAAAAAUGGCAAAAAACUCUUAAAUGAAUCUGAAAAGAGUGAGGUUGAUGUUAUUUUCCUAGGCGAGACUCACAUUGGAGAAAAUGAUACUGUGAACGUAUAUGAGAAGGAUUGGACAAUAUUCUUCACACGCUAUCAUUUCAAGUCCAAAGGAGCUGCAAUUCUGGUGAACAAAAAAAGGGACUUCAAGCUUUUAGAGAAAGAAGUUGAUGAUAAUGGCCGUUAUGUGAUUGUGAGUUGCUAUAUAUCAGGAACAUUUUGCACUUUUGUAAGUGUGUAUCACCGCAGUGACGAAAGACGACUACUCAGGGAACUGUCUGAAAAAAUAAAGCCGCUGUACUCUGAUAUUCUAGUGGUUGGGGGGGACUUCAACACUGCACUUGAUGAAAAGAAAGACACAACGAGUAAAUCUGACAAUUGUAAUCAUAAAGACAUAAGGAUGGAGCUGCAGCCCUUCCUCGAUAAACAUGACCUUACAGAUGCCUGGAGAAUGAAGCACCCUGAGGAUCGAAAAUACACUUUGUUCAGAAAAAGGUCAAAAUUCAGGUUAGACUACGUUUUCAUUAAUUCUGACGUAUGCGACCUGGUCCAAGACUGCAAAAUCAACAAAGACAACAUAUCUGAUCAUCGGUCUGUUUCACUCUUUCUUGAUUUGAAAGAUCUUCAGAUUUUUUCUUGCACAGUGCAUGACCUGCCAAGAGAUGAAGUCCUUACAGAAUUAUGCUCUGACGUUAUUCUCUUAACAAAGGGGGAGGCUGAACAUGAAGACUAUAUUAAUAAAAUUAAAGAAGAAGAAGGAAAAACGAAUUGGAUUGUGCUCUGGUCAGAUCACAGUAACGCUGCCAUCCUGGUGACAAAGAGACGAAGGGGCAUAAACAUUUUAUUCACUGCUUAUCAUAAAAAUUACGUGAUUUUGCACUGCAAAGUCUUAGGCAUGCUUCACACCUUUGUAAGUGCAUGUCAUCCAACUGAAAAAAUAUUUCAGAUCAUGUUAAAAGAAAUAAUGCACAGUUAUUCAGGAAGGAUUGUGAUUGGUGGAGACUUCAAGACCUCCGGCCAAAAAAUUAAGGAAUUGAUGAACGCAAAUAAGUUUAACAUACUUGAGCAGGGAUCCAUGCAGUUGUCCUACUUUAUUCAUGCUCAGUUAGGAAAUUCAGAUUGUGAAUUCAAAGAGCAAAAAAUACUGGAUCAAUCAUAUUUUUUACUGAUCCUUCAUUUGCCAAAAAUGAAACCAGAGAAUUUUCAUAAUAUCACUGAGUUACUGGGAAAACUUAAAAUUCACAAUUGCUUCUCGGUUGCUACAAAUAAUAGUAAAUGAAAAAUAAUAUUAAUGAGGAAAACAUUAUAAAAGACUUCUCUGUCGGUCUUACAUACUAAAAUAAGUUUAACCAAAUUAUUCCCCGCAGACACACAAUUUCAGAUUUUUGCUACAAAAGUGCCUGUCGGAUUUCCAUAGGCUGCACCUUACAGUGGCUGCUUACAGAAAGGUGCUAAGCAGUGACUGCCUUUCAACAAUGAUGCUGCCCACAUUCUAGAAUGGCUACAUAGCCUUUGAUACAUCAUGUCCUGCCCCGAUCGUCCGCUCCUUCCGUGUGCCACGCCCCCUCGUUAACCUCGUGCGGAUUCCCCGUGUUCACCGGCUGUUUCCUGUUGCUGUCAUUAGUUCAAUGUAUUUAAGUCCGCAUUUAAGUUUGUUUCCGCAGUCCAGUCAUUCUGUCGUGCGAUAUGCGGGACGCGGAGAGGAGACAGAGGAGCGGCAGUCAGGGCAUGGGAGAGCAAGGGGUUUAAUCAAAAGGGUUGAUAGACGAAAGCAAACACGCAUUGACUUUACAAUGAACAAACUGAAAUUGAACUGAUUUGUCGCUUUGUCAUUAUAGGCUACUGUGUCUGUUAAUUUGUUGGGAUAUAAAAUUUUGAAGGAUGCAAAUAUGUAACACCUUGUUGUAAAGAUAUUUUUAUGCAUUGUGUACUAUGAGGAGCAGGGAUGCACUUUUAUACAAGCUGUGCCUGUUGUGUGUGUAUAUAACUGUACUAUCACUCUGGAGUCACCGUCUGUGAAAUAUAAAUGUAGAUGUAAGUAACCUGCUGUCCCUGGUAUUAUAACUCCUGCCUUAUUGUUUAAGAUCGCGGUUAUGGACGCUUCAUGUUUACCUGGGAUGUACAAAGUGUGUGGGGGGGGGGGGGACAAAUAUAUUCAUUCAUUUCUGUUUCUUCUCUUCACAGCAAACGCACACACACACACACACACCCUGAUCCUCACCCAACAAUCUGACUUAUUUCCUUUUGCGUUUCCUCAUUUUUCAAAUGAAUUCUAGAUUCCUAAUGCAACUAAAAUUAACAUGAAUUGAAAUGUCAAUUUCAAUGUGUUUCACAGGGGCCUGGCCAAGCAAACAGCUUAACACUGAUAGUGACAAAUUCUAAUAUUUCAUACUUGAAUGGGGUUUUGCCAUUCAAUGCACUGUGCAGGAAUUCAUCUUAAGCGCUGCAGAUUAAUAUACCUAAAUAAAUUAGCGAACAGCGCCGACUAUUGGCAGAAAAUGAAAUUAAAUAUGAAUGACUCAAAAUAUGAGUAAGUGAUAUUAUGAACAGUGCUGGAUGAAGCCAGUGUGGACCUCCAGUUCCUCCCCCGCAUUUCACCAACCAAUUUCAAUUUUUCUCUGUGCCUCUACAUGUUUCUUGACUUCCUGUGACGCUAAUGGGUCUCCAGGUCAUUUAUCCAUCAGUUCGCCAAUGACAUUGUGCUGGUUCCAAACACCAUAAUACCCAGUUAGAUGAAUACUAAAAAUAUGUGCUACAGUACACCUUAAAAGUGAUGAAAAUCCAUCCAUCCAUCCAUUUUCCAAACCGCUUAUCCUACUGGGUUGCGGGGGGUCUGGAGCCUAUUCCGGAAGCAAUGGGCACGAGGCAGGGAACAAGCCAGGAUGGGGGGCCAGCCCAUCGCAGGGCACACUCACACACCAUUCACAUGCACACCUAUGGGCAAUUUAGCAAGUCCAAUUAGCCUCAGCAUGUUUUUGGACUGUGGGGGGAAACCGGAGUACCCGGAGGAAACCCACACACAUGUAACCCAGGCGGAGACUCAAACCCGGGUCCCAGAGGUGUGAGGCAACAGUGCUAACCACUGCACCACCAUGCCGUGUUGAAAAUCCAUCUUUGUGAAAUUCUGAUUUUAUUUUUUAACCUUUAAUAUUUGCAUUUAAUUAUACCGCACAACAAAGUUUUUGUUUCUUGAACAGCAUUGGGUGUUCCUCAUAGAUGGCUGCUGAUCACUUUUGAUCACCAAAUUUGCACAUCACGUACCAUUUCAUUGAAAUUUUCAGUUUUUUUUUUUAUGUAUUUAUGUCAAAAAUUUUUGUUUCUGGAAGAGACCUAUAAACAAUGUUUUGUACAUUUUAAGAAUGGAAUCAGGCCAGGAUGGAAACUGUUCUGUGGAAGUUUGCAGCCUGGACAUUCCUGGACAGGCCGGAGGCAGCUUGACUACCUCAGCAGGCUAUAAAAGUGGCUUGCAUACACAGAAGCUGCUCAUUGGGUUAAUGUAGACCUGAUAGUGUGUAUGUAUUGUUUCAGAAUGUAGCAUUGCCUCAGUAGCAAUGUAACAAGUAAGUUAGAUACUAUAGACAUUUGUAGGAUGAUUGGUGUUAGUCGAUAUGUCUCGUUAAUGUUGUAACAGCUGCGAUACAUUCUGUUAUAUUUUUGCCGAAUAUACUCUUGUUAGACGAAAUAGGUGAAGAAACUGCAAUGCAGGGAACUAGCAGGGACAAUGAUCCAGAUUUUGAACCGUACUCCAUUUUGAACCGUCCAUUUGAACGUGUGUGGUGCUGAGUUAUCACCUGCACCAGGUUCUCAUCCCUGAGGUGGUUUGUAGUGUGGUGGGUGUGAUAACACACUAUAAUCAGUAAAUGCCCCUUACCUCCUCCUCCCUCAUCAGGUGAUCCACAUUUAUUAACACAGUCAGAAUUAAAUGAUUGUGAAUACAGGAAUGGUGUUUGCUGUCACCAAGUAUGUAAAUUUAUGCUGACUACUGUUGGACAUCGCAACCUGAUGCACCUGACACUGAAUACAAACAAAAAUCAAGAACAAAACACUUCAAAGUUUGUCGAACUUAAUAGCGUAUGAGAAUUAUAAAUGUGAUGAAAUACGUUAAUGCCAGUAAACUGUCUAGUUUGUAUGUGAUGCAGCAAAACCAAAACUAUAUUUGUGCAUACCCACCAAGUACCUGUCACAGUCAGCAAAAACCUUU